GACGUGUCUGCCUGGGAGUCCCGUGUCUGCAAGUUGCAGACCCGGAUGCUGGUGGUAUUCCCGUAUGGAUGUCUGCAGCAGGGGUAACCGAGAAUAGGAGCGAUAGUAUUGUGUAGAUACCAAGAGAAGAAGCUUGUGUGGUGUGAAGAUGUUGCUUUGGCUGCUUGGAGCUGCGCUGCUAGCUCCAGCGGCCGGCUUCUACCUCCCGGGUCUGGCCCCCGUCAGCUUCUGUGAGCCUGGUAAAGACCAAGUUCCAGACUGCAAGUCGACCAUUGAGCUGUUUGUGAACAGGCUGGAUUCAGUGGAGUCAGUUUUGCCUUAUGAGUAUACUGCGUUUGAUUUCUGCUCAGAAAAAACUUUGAAGCGGCCAUCCGAGAAUCUGGGACAGGUGCUUUUUGGGGAGCGAAUCGAACCUUCACCAUACAAGUUUGAAUUUAAGAAACCUGCAGUGUGUCAGAAGGUGUGUACUAGAACCUACGAUGCCAGCAACCCAACAGACAAAGCAAAACUGGACUUCCUCAAGAAGGGCAUGCUACUGAACUACCAGCAUCACUGGAUCGUUGACAACAUGCCGGUCACGUGGUGCUAUGAUGUUGAAGAUGGACAGAAGUUUUGUAAUCCUGGUUUUCCUAUUGGCUGUUACGUAACAGAAGCAGGCCGACCCAAAGAUGCAUGCGUUGUCAAUUCUAACUUCAAUGAAAAAGAUGCUUUUUACAUUUUUAACCAUGUAGACAUCACCAUCCACUACCACAUUGUUGAGCAUGAGCAACUCGGAGCAAGAUUGGUUGCUGCCAAGAUCGAACCCAAAAGUUAUGAAAACCCUAAUGACGACAGUCCUGAUUGUUCUGGAGGGCCAAAGUUCCUGAAAAACAAACACACUGGAGUGUUCAAAAUCCCAUAUACUUACUCCGUCAACUUUGUGGAAGAUAAGAAUAUUCGCUGGGCGUCUAGAUGGGACUACAUCCUGGAGUCAAUGCCACACACAAACAUCCAGUGGUUCAGUAUUAUGAACUCGUUGGUGAUUGUGUUGUUCCUGUCUGGAAUGGUAGCCAUGAUCAUGCUGCGAACUCUUCAUAAAGACAUAGCAAGAUACAAUCAGAUGGACUCUGUGGAGGAUGCCCAGGAGGAGUUUGGCUGGAAGUUGGUCCAUGGAGAUGUUUUCCGCCCUCCUAGAAAGGGAAUGCUGUUGUCUGUUUUCCUCGGCUCUGGGACUCAAAUCUUCAUUAUGACCUUUGUCACCCUGUUCUUUGCCUGUCUGGGGUUCCUCUCUCCGGCGAACCGUGGCGCUCUUAUGACGUGUGCCGUCGUUCUCUGGGUGCUUCUGGGAACUCCUGCUGGAUUUGUGGCUGCUCGCCUCUACAAAUCUUUUGGAGGGGAGAAGUGGAAGACCAAUGUUCUGCUGACAGCCUUACUCUGUCCUGGGGUGGUAUUUGCAGAUUUCUUUGUGAUGAACUUGAUCCUAUGGGGUGAAGGGUCUUCAGCAGCCAUGCCAUUUGGCACCCUGGUAGCCAUAUUGGCUCUUUGGUUCUGUAUCUCUGUGCCACUUACCUUUAUAGGAGCAUACUUUGGCUUCAAGAAGGCUGGUAUUGAACAUCCAGUGCGGACAAAUCAAAUUCCUCGUCAAAUCCCAGAGCAGUCAUUCUACACGAAGCCUUUUCCUGGUAUCGUCAUGGGAGGAAUUCUGCCUUUUGGAUGUAUAUUUAUUCAGCUAUUCUUCAUACUUAACUCAAUUUGGUCCCAUCAGAUGUACUACAUGUUUGGCUUUCUUUUCCUAGUCUUUAUUAUUCUGGUUAUUACCUGCUCUGAGGCCACCAUCCUGCUCUGCUACUUCCACUUAUGUGCUGAGGACUACCAUUGGCAGUGGCGUUCCUUCCUGACGAGUGGCUUCACUGCUGUCUAUUUCCUAGUAUAUGCAAUUCACUACUUCUUCUCAAAGCUGCAAAUCACAGGACUGGCCAGCACUAUCCUGUACUUUGGAUACACAAUGAUCAUGGCUCUCAUCUUUUUCUUAUUCACUGGUGCCAUUGGCUUCUUUGCCUGUUUCUGGUUUGUUACCAAAAUCUACAGUGUGGUCAAAGUUGACUGACGGAUUCAAAAAAACUCAAAAGAGACUGGAAUGGAUGGAGGAUGCUUUCUCCCAGUAACCUCUUGAGCCUUCAGACCUGUCAAACUGAGCUGAACUUUAGAACCUGAACCUUCACCUCCUCAUUUUCUCUAGCACGGAGGUCUCUGUGCCUGCAUGUGUACACUUGUUUGUAAUUAUGUACAUUAAGUAUCUACCUGCAUAUAAUCUGAACUAAAUGAACCCUAACUGUACAAGGCAUUUUUUUCUUUGGUGAUGCAUUGGAAGAUGGUUCAUACAAUACCUACUUUAUUGACCCAAAGCUAGAAUGUCCAGAGACUGUGUCAGCAGCAUAUUUAAGGGUUGGUUGAUGAACUUUGCACUCUUCGUUUGCAGAUGUAGUUGAAACUGCUGUUUUAUAAAUAAAGCUUUGAGGGUCUGCUUCUUA
Molecule: messenger RNA, 2510 nt
Organism: Labrus mixtus (cuckoo wrasse)
Lineage: Eukaryota; Metazoa; Chordata; Actinopteri; Labriformes; Labridae
Gene: tm9sf2
Product: transmembrane 9 superfamily member 2
Exons: 17
Coding region: 149-2086 (645 amino acids)
Biological process (GO): protein localization to membrane
Cellular component (GO): membrane
Source: RefSeq, a predicted model, not a curated record